This is a messenger RNA of Alligator mississippiensis (American alligator), 1131 nucleotides long. Its product is annotated as maestro heat-like repeat-containing protein family member 2B. The coding region runs from base 160 to 840 and encodes 226 amino acids. The transcript has 5 exons. Gene Ontology annotation, cellular component: cytoplasm. Lineage: Eukaryota; Metazoa; Chordata; Crocodylia; Alligatoridae. The record is from RefSeq and is a predicted model, not a curated record.
GUUCCCUUCCCUUUGCAGAGGAGAGCCAGGCUCUGCCCCUGCCUCGCAGCCUGCGGAGGGGCAUGCAGGAUCAGCCUAGCACAGCACUUCAGCCUCUGUCUGAUUGCUGAAUGCUCUGGACAUGUAUGGUGGAGGCCGGUUUCCCUCCUAAAGAAAGCCAUGGAGUCCCACUCCAGAGCUGAGCCCCUGUUUCUCUCGUGCUGUCAGGUGGUUGCCUCGGCCCUGGGUGACAGCAGCCGCGCACAUUCUGCCCUGCGGGCACUGUGGGCUCUGCACCGCAUGAUCCACCCUGCUGUUGGAGAGCAGUGGAGGGUCAAGAUUCCCAUCCUGCUCUCGACUAUUGAAGCUUCAGGAAAUCCUGAGACCUCCCAGGACAAUGUGUGGUGGGAGCACCUGCUGCUGAAGUUCCUGAACAUGACACUGAAGAGCAUUGCUGACGAUGCCUGGAGCAGUCAGCUGAGCCUGGAGCUGCAGCACCAGACAGCCAGUUAUGCCUGCUCCUCCCCGGAGAAGCACGUUGUGACCAUCCUGGCAUUCUCAGCCGAGGGCCACGUGGACCUCACCCUGGGCACACUGGAGGACUUUGGUGCGGCUCUGAGUAAAGUGCAGGUGUCUGGGAUAGUCGGCCGCCUGCAGGACUAUCACCAAGGGAAAAGAGCCAGGACCCACAGGGCCUUGAUACUGGCCUACGGCCGAAUUGCUGUCCAUGCCCCCCGAACACAGCUGCUCCCCCGCGUGGAGCAUGAUCUCACCAGGAAGGUCCUGCAGUAUUACAUGACCAGCUGCCAGGUAAGAGCCUGGGACUGCACCAUGUCGGGAAGAGGCCUGCCAUGGGACUGAUGUUUCCUUUGCACUUGGGUGCCUAGAGAGGCUCUGACUGUCUGAUCCUCCCCCUGAACUCACGCCUGUGAUGAGCAUCCAUGUUAAUCCUUCUGGGAUGAUGUGCAGUGGGAGGGACCCACGCAUGGAGAGUGCUGGGAUAGACGCUCCUGACAUCCUGUCCUGCGCUGGAGCGGGGCACGCAUUCAUGCCCUUGCACUGCUCAACACUCCCCAGCCCAGCCCUUUUUUGGACCUGGCAGGGAGCUGUAGUCUGGAGCCAUCCAGGCAUUGACAGUUGUUUUGCAUUUCA